UCAUUCGUUUUUGAACACCAUCAAAAUUCAAGAGUUGUAAAGAAAAAAGUUGUUAAUUUGAAAAUGUUCAGCUUUUUAAAGGGCGCCCCCGAACCCAUACCUAUGAGCUUAAAAGGCUCCCUAUUGCCUGACGUGGCCCGCUUUAAGCCCAACGAUGCCACUGAAUCACAGUUCUAUAAUUUCAUACGCGAAUUCUGCGUUAUCAACAAUAUGAGUCUGGAGACAGCCAUUCGAUACUCCCGAGAUGCUUGGCAAACGUUGUCCCACCAACAGCGCAAGCUCUACGAACGUGAAACUCAGCCGUCCCUGCCGCAGCCAAGGCUAAGACUCAUUCCCAACUGUCUGGCCAAUAUACGCAAUGAAGUGCAAAAGAAUAGGCGUGUGCGAAAACAGCAGCCAAAGACUCGACAAAUGCAGCGCCAGAGCUUAAAGAAGACUUCCUUGAAAACCAAAACGAGACCCGCUCUUAAAGUGAGUAGACAGCUGAAAGGGAAACGUAGACCCAGACCAAGGACCAAGGCAGUCAGGAAAAAACCACCAGCGAACGGUGGCCGUAGAAAAGGGCCCGAAGUGCACCCCCUUUGCCAAAUGGAAACAAUUGAUCUCACAUGGGAACAACCAAUACGAAUCAAAGUAGAGCCCACAGAUAGUACUUUGAAGGCGCCCAAAGCCAAACUUAAAGCCAAGGGCACCCCCAAAAAGCGUAAGGUGCCGAAAAAAAAGAAGAAAAAUUAGUUGUUCGAAUGGCAGUGUCGAUUUUUUUAUGUAUACUCCGUCCCAGUAUUUCCAAUAAAGUUGUUUAAUUUAUUAUAAUAUAUAUUCACAAACA
This is a messenger RNA of Scaptodrosophila lebanonensis, 829 nucleotides long. RefSeq lists its product as uncharacterized. NCBI's taxonomy places the organism in Eukaryota, Metazoa, Arthropoda, Insecta, Diptera, Drosophilidae. The record is from RefSeq and is a predicted model, not a curated record. Bases 64 to 735 code for a protein of 223 amino acids. The transcript has 2 exons.